Molecule: messenger RNA, 414 nt
Organism: Anopheles coustani
Lineage: Eukaryota; Metazoa; Arthropoda; Insecta; Diptera; Culicidae
Product: cysteine-rich DPF motif domain-containing protein 1
Exons: 1
Coding region: 1-414 (137 amino acids)
Source: RefSeq, a predicted model, not a curated record
AUGAUGACAGCAAAGCCUUCUUCGACGGAAGAAAAAAUCCAAGACAAACAAACGGGCGCCCCGGAAACGCCGGCCAUCCCAUCGAUCGCUUUCCGGUGCGAGCUGUGCGGACUGAACGAGUCCUGCGACUAUCGGGGCCGUCGGCCACCGUUUGCGGCGAAGAUCGAGCUGCCGGAGGAUUGUUACGUAAUGCGGGAUCCGUUCGCACCACCGCCGAGUGCCGUACCGGACAAACCGGCCAGCGAACACUAUCUCAUCCUGGGCGCAGACUGCAACCUUUGCCGGCGGACCGUGUGCAAGGCGACCGAGUGUAGUUUCUUCUAUGGGGCCACAUUCUGCCGGCGGUGCAGCAUGGAGCGGGUGGUGGAGUUUCCGCUCGAGGUCCGGAGUAAAAUAAAGAAACAGUUCGCGUAA